GUUUUUUCGAGCGAGCUUCAUGACGUCGCUCUCAGAAGAGGAGCGGCCCAUCGAUGUGUUCCUCGUGGACUUAUGUGGAAGCAGUCUAGUGAGGUCCGUCAGCGGCAUCCAUGCCGCGUCGUUCGACACGUUGGUUCGUACGAUUCGCCACCCUAUCCACUUGCACAGGUUGUUCACGGACAUCAUUGAGGUCGUCGAUGCCGCGCAACAGAGCGAAUUGCUUGACGCGUUGGUGUUCAUGGUGAAACACGAGUCGUCCAAUGCACAUGCAUGCAUCGAGGUGGGGUUCCAUCGGUCCAUCGUGACCUUUCUCGAGGCAAGGGGGCUAUGGCAUGGGUUUCCUCGGCCGCUACUGAACCGGCUCCUGUCGCUCCUGUUGCACAUUUCGCAGUACUCCAUUGCCGUCGACGAUAUCCGAGCCAUGCUGCAAGUGUUUCAAUGCGAGCGCAUGAAGCAUGACGAGCCAGACGAAGACGCGGUGACGGCGUACUUGUCGACUCUGGAAUUGAUGGCGCGAAGUGUCACUGGCCCGUCCACGUACCUGGAGCUGUCCGGAGACCACUCGGGCUUUUCCAUCGCGUCGAUGGACGCGAUUCCAUUCCCGUCCGCCGGGUACACGCUGUCGGCAUGGCUCCGCGUCGAGUCGGCUCCAGGGCUCAACUCGCCCCUCUUUUCUCUGUGCGGCGACAGCGGCAUUGGCAUUGAGAUCUCGUUCAUGGACACGACAUUGGUGGUCAAGGGGUUGGAUUCCAAGAAGAACGAGUACAACGAAGUGCAAGUGCCGAAUGCGCUCGUCAAGCACCAAUGGCAAUGGAUAUGCGUCGUGCACACGCAUCGCCAGAUCCGAGGCUCCAAGCUGGACGUGUACAUCAACGGCGACUCGCGGCAGUCGUACCGGUUCAAUUACCCCAAAGACGCGACCGUGUCCAAGAUGCAGUGCCUUGUCGCUCGAGCCAAACACGAUCACAGCAGGUGUCUCAAGGCGCAGCUGGGGCCCGUCGCGUUCUUUUCGCAUCCGUUGCAAGCCAGCAUUGUGGAAAGCAUCAAAUCGUUCAGCGAUUACGACAACGUGGUGCUGCAGUACAAUGCGUCGGUCGCGUCGUCGCAUGUCACGACGUCGUUGGCCUUGCCAAGCACCCUUGCCACGUUGCCAGCUACUACGCCAGCUACGACCACAGGUCCCGAUGGACUGCUGUUUGCACUGGACGCGCGUAAUUUCGAUGUCAAGCGGAAUAUGCUGUUGGAUGCGAGUGGGCACAACCACCACGGGGAGAACAAUCACCUGUCGUCGCCGUCGACAAUCCGACUGCGCACGACCACGUCGUUCAAAGAGUCCAUUUGGCAGAUGGGGGGACCCAUCGUUUUCUUCCCGUUGCUGCUGCACCCCUCCACCCAAUCCGCAGCGUUGACGAGUUGCCAAGCAACUACCUCACGACCGCUAGGGAUCUCGAGCGUGCCAAAAGUGAUGAGUCUCGUGGCUGAAACCCUCCGCCACUCGUUGAUCAACAAGUUUAUCUGUCGCCGGACGCAAGCAAUCCCGAUGAUGUCCCUACUCCUGGGGUCGCUCCCUCCAGCGUACCUCACAGCAGAGUUGCUGAGUUCCAUCGAACGGCUGUGCAGCGCCGUGUCGUCGGAUCGAUUCAUAUCUGACGAAAUACAUCGGUAUUUGCUCUACAAUUUCCGCCUCUGGGUACCCGCGUCCCUCAAGAUUCAGAACUCGAUUUUCGACAAGCUGCACGUGGCGAUCAAGAAGAAGUUUGUGUCGUCGUCCGUCGUGUCGAUUCGAUACAUGCUCCGCCUGCUCUCAACACAGUAUCAGACGUCGAUUCUGCCGCCAACCGCUGGAACCGGCGGCGGCGGCGGCAGGUCCUCCCACAUGCGCGGCCGCAUCUUGGAGACGAUCCGGAUUCUCUUGUACGACCCGGAAUCGUGGGCCAAGGCGCAGAGCCAGCGAAAGUACCAGCUCAACAGCAUCAUCAUGGGCGUGUCCAACUCGGUCAACUCGAUGGGCGUGUCGUUCGAUGCGGCGCGGACGCUGAUUUACAGCAUGCUCGGCAAGGCCACAUUUCCCCAAGGCAACAUUGACGACACGAUCAAAGGCACGGUUGUGAGCGAGGCAGAGAUGGAUGCUGGGGCGAUCCCUGAACACGUAGCCGAGACGGACAUCCCCGACCUGUUGCAAAUUCUGGUGGAUUUCUCCGUUACCCCAGCAACGCAGACGGAAUUUCUGAGCAUUUUCGAGCGCUUGGGGGGGCUCCGCAUCUGGCUGCCGUUGAUUUCGACGGCGAAUGCACAAGUGCGUCGUAUGACGUUGCGGCUGUUGCGGACGUACAUUGUCAUCAAGUGCGACAGUUAUCCCAAUGCAAACCCAAAGCCGUCGCUGUCUGCCGUGGAUGUGCGCAUGAUCUUGGAUUCGCUGCAUGUGGCCGAGUUUCCGCUGCAAAUGGGCAGCUUCAACGAACUCGUGUCGUUGGUUUUGGGCAUCGAUUAUGGCGAUCCGACGGCAGAUCCAUUUGCCCUCGUUUCCCACGACCACGCCGAGAUGCUGGCCGACAACAUCUUGCUCACGAGCAGCAUCCGGCAUCCGAAUAUGGUGGUGCCGAUGCUGGAACUGAUUCAAAAGUGCCACCUCCACGUCCGCUGGGUCGGCCUCGAGUGCUUUAAGCUGCUGCUAUCCGAUGACAACGUCGAAGGUGCUUUGAAUCGACGCGUGUUUCUCGCGUGUUAUGCCACCCAAGGCUACGCGCCGUACCCCGUCGAAGUGUUCUUUGCGAGCUUUGUCACAGACGCCCCACAGCUCCCAGCAAGCGACAACUCGUUUGCUGAAGCGUUCUCGUCCGUGUCGACGACUGGCUUGCGUGACGUGCCGAUUCUGCGGCUGCGAGAGUUGAUGGCGAAUGUGGAUCUAGCAGACGAUGCGCGUCUUGGCGCUGCGAUGUCGCUGCUAUUGCUUGGCGACCACCAGUCUCUGUUCGACUUGCUCUCGAACGACAGCGCCAAGUGCGACCAAUACCGCCGCUAUAAGCAGUUGGCCAAGGACAACACUUUGCUUUCGAAUCGAUUCAAAACCGGGAUGCGCAUGCUCCUGAGUUCAAUCGCUCGAUCUCGUACCCAGGAGCAUGUAGUGGCCACGUGCAUGGACGUGAUGGCCCACAUGAUCGUCGUCGACAUGAAAACGAACGAGGCGGCGUACGAACUGGUGCUCCAUCCAUUCAAACUCGUGCCGAAUCAGCCGCACGUGGUGAUGACGUGGCUCAAAGUGCUCGUGGAUCGACUGGGUGCCCUUGUCGACUCGCACAUGCCGCCCAAGGGGUCGCUCUGCUGGCGCAAUCUCGACAACAUUUGCUCGAUCGCGACGUCGGUCGUGCUGCAUUUUGAUCCGUGGGCCAGCGUCACGACGACGGCGUGCCAGCGGGAGUCCCUCGUCGACGAAGACGAUGGGAGAACGGCGGCGGCCGUGUUUUGGAAGGCCAAGGACGAGUACGCCAAGGAACGCGAAUUGAGCGACGCCAUCUUGAACGUGUGGCACAAGUGUGCGUCUAGUCUCAGCUGCGACGUGGACGCGUCGUUUGGCCGAACCGCCCAACCCCGGCUGAGCUUGUCCAGCAGUCAAGUGCCCGUGGCCACCCGCAGCUCCCCGAGCACCGGCGCCGCCGCCAAACGAAACUCGAUCAAGGACCAGUCCCAACCUCCGACAAUCGCCCCGUCGUCGCUGCGGCAGUUCCCCGGUGGUGCCAUGCGUCAGAUCCUAGCGUUGAUCCUGCGGUCCAUGUACAUGGCCAUCAAAGACCAAGACAUGUUUUUACAUUCUCACGGCGAGUACAACGAAGAGGACGAAGAUGAGGAAGAUGAGGAAGACGAGGAUGAGAGUCCAGCGCCCCGCCGACGGAGCCGCGUCAACUCAACCGUCGCGUUGGACGCUGUGUUUGCCGCCAAGCUGGCAAAACUCGACUACUUUGUCGAGCUGCUCCAGUUGAACCAACAGAACUACGUGCCGGCGAAAGAAGACGCGUCGUUGGUGCAUUGGCUCGCGCUGGAACUGCGCCAUCUCAUGGAGGAAGCGGGCCGGCUUAGUGUGCACGAGCCACGUUGGACAGACGGGGCUCGCCGAUGCGCCGAGUUUGUGUCGCGAGUAUUAUUGCAAAACACGCAAAACGUGGUGACUUCGGUCGACCACGUGCGAGCGUUGCUGGAUCGACAAGAGUUUGAGUUGACAGACACUGAAGUCGGUCGGCGGGACCUGUUUUACCACGAGUAUUUGGAAACGUCGCAAGAAAUUCGCCACAAGAAAAAGUCGCAUGUGCUGGCGGUGGUCGAGUAUGAGCGGGAAUGCGCCAAGCAGGCCGUGGACGUGGUCUUGGCCUCUGGUAUUCAAGUCCGGCCUUCCACCGACCCCGUCUGGCUGCAACGGGUCCAUGCUAAGGACGUCGACGACUGGAUGAAGCUGGAGCGCGUGCUCCGCUGGAACAUCCGACACGUGUGGUCCGUCGAUUCGUUGAGCCAGGCCACCAAGUGGCAGCUCGACUCGUUCACGUCGUCCAAGUGGAUGCGCUGUCGCCUCUUGCCCGACGUUGACAAGGUGCACCCGUACAAGAAGCUCGCCAGGACCAUCAACAACUCUUUGUACGACGCCCUCGUUAACGACACGUUGGCGUCGACGCCAGCCAUCCUCGUCUUACCACCAAGUGCCGACGACGACUUGGACGACGACAAUCAGCAUACACUUGACGUGGACGACGACCGCGUCCACGUUGUCAUGGGAAGGUCCACCGACGACGACUUGGACGACUUAGACGACAUGGUCGACAUGGUCGAGGGAGAUGUGAUGGAGAACGUGCAAUUAUCCCUUCCGAGAUCGUCGCGCGAUGAUACGUCCAUGCUGGGGAGUGUACCGACGGCGGCAUCUCCCAUGGCGUCGUCUGUCGAGAUUUCUGGUGCAGUGUCCUCUCCCCCUCCUCUGGCUGAAGUUGAACCAGUGAAACGGGCGUCCAUGUCGUCCCGAUUUGUGACAGGGUUGCGCUUGCCGAUGUUUUCGACCAAAAAAGUAGACAAGGUGGAAAGCAGUGGUGCCAAACAACCCGUAGACGACGUCGCUCCUGACCACGAAGGCGGUGUUGUGCCAACCGACAAUGCUGCAAGGGUACCGUCUCCUGCCGACGACAAGCCGCCGAAAAAGCUCAUCACGAGGGGCAGCUUUCGAACGAUGGCGUACAUCGUCCUCCCCGAGGGCCGCGUGGUCCGUGGCAUGUUCCGGUUGGGAUCAAUGAGCAUCGUGUUUGAAGGAGAAGCGAUCGUCGACGAACAAGAAGACAGUCGCGCCAGUAGCAUCGUGCUGCUCAAGCGCCGGAUCUUUGGCAUGCGCGUGAUCAAGUCCAUUUACCGCCGGCGCUUCAACUUGGACAUUCUGUGCGGGAUGGAAAUUUACUUUGUCGACGGCACGUCUCUUCUGAUUGGAUUCGAGACUAGCCAUGACGUGGACACGGCAUUUGCCAUCAUUCGACAGCGCAAACCGCCUUGUUUGGUCUCGACCAAGCGACUGCUCACUGGGGAUCGACUCGUGCAAAGCUCCCACUGGCAUGCCACGGCCAAGUGGGUGCGUCGAGAGAUUUCCACGUUCGAGUACCUCAUGCUUCUCAACGUUGCGGCCGCUCGCUCGUACAACGACAUCACGCAAUAUCCAAUUUUCCCGUGGGUAUUGAGUGACUACGCGUCGGCCCAGUUGGACUUGGAGGAUCCUGCGACGUUUCGAGACUUUACCAAACCGAUUGGCGCCCAAUCUCCCCACGGGGUUCAAGCUGCGACCCAACGGUAUCACUCCACCACGGCCGAGUUUCCGUACCAUUUCGGUGCUUCGUAUUCGAGCCAAGCUGCCGUCUUGACGUACUUGAUGCGCAUGGCGCCAUUCACCCAAGCGUCCAAUGCGUUGCCCGAAAGCAGCCUGCAACCAUUGUCGUCCAUUGCAGCAAUGUGGGAACGCUGCACGACUUCCGUGGGCUGGGAACUCGUGCCUGAACUGUACAUGACGGCGGAAGGCCUCUUGUCUGCCGAGUUUGGCAAUGUCGUGUUGCCACCAUGGGCCAAUGAGUCGGUGGACACGUUCAUUCGACUGCAUCGGCAGGCGCUGGAAAGCGAUUACGUGUCGAUGCACUUGCACAGUUGGAUCGACUUGGUGUUUGGGACGUCCCAGCGCGGGCCGGACGCUGUGGACAGCCUCAACGUGUUUCAUCCCGUGUGCUACCCCGACGGACUCAACCUGAACCUGCUGGACCUGAACACGAGAAAGCAGUUUGCAGAGCGCGGGACGAUCCCCGUGCAGUUGUUCAAGGCGCGCCACCCCCGACGACUCACGGUGGACGAAUCGCUCGAAGCCAGGUAUCCCGCGUCGCAUGCGGUGGCGAGUUUGUCGUCGCGAAGUCAAGUGCGUCGAUACGACGUCUCCUCCCGCCAUGACAUGGCUCUGUCCAGCGUUCGGUUUUCAUCGGCCACCGCCACGGGUGGAGGGAUGGGAGCGAUGACCAAGUCUGUCAAGGCCAAAGUGUCGGACAAUACUUUGGUGUCUUCUGCACCCGUGGAAGUCCAUGGCAGCAUCGUCUACUCGUGCGACGAAACGGGGCUGGUGCUGGCCAAACGGUACCAGAAUUCCACUCCCGAUGCGACCAAGGGGGUCCCCUUUACCCUGCAAGACGUCGAGCAGUGGUGGCGCCUUCCCGCAAUGUGUUCGAUCGUCGACGGCAUGGUCUACUACGAGCACAUGAUCAGUUGCGGGUACUUUGACGGAAGCUGGCGCAUCCACUGGUCUGCUGACGGGGAAUUGCUGCAACGCAUUGCGUUCCACAAGCAGAAGAUCUUGUGUAUGGCUCGCAGCGAAGACGACGUCACGGGUGACGUGGCGCUCGCAUUUGGCAGCGAAGACUGCACCAUUUCGGUGUGGGCCAUCUCCAAGUUUGCCGCGAGUCGAUCGCGGCGGAUGUUUCUAUCGACGGCCAAGAAGGAACUGCCUGUGGGCAACUUGCCGUGGGUGCUCCUUGUAGGGCAUUCGCGACCUGUGGUCACUGUGGCCAUCAACGUGGAGCUGGACGUGGUCGCGAGCACGUGCACGGGCCACACGCUGCUGCUGCACUCGCUCCGGACAUCGUGUCCUCUUCACGCGAUGGACUUGUCCGUGCCAACCAUCCAGCGCACGUCGCUGCACCUGACGAUAUCUGCGCAAGGAUCCAUCUUGUGCCACGCCAUCCACGAUGCGAACCAGCUCAACUCGGACACCAACUGGCGCGCGUCGUCGACGCAGUCGGAGCUGCUUCUGGUCUCUCUGAACGGCCGCGUCAUGUCCCGAGUGACGCUUUCCUCCCCCGACAACCGCCCCAUGACGCUGCUGCAGCGCGGGGUCACGUUCACUCGCUGCGGGGAGUUCGUUGUGACCGCCAACGCCACCCGCGACGGCGGCGGCAUCGAAGUGCGCCCCAUCGGCGACUUGAACUCGUGUGUCCGCCGGAUUGAAACCAACCGGUCGUCCGUGCUCACGUGCUUUGGACUGUCCCAAGAUGAGCGAUGCGUGGUGGCGGGGUACGAAGACGGAUCGCUGGUCAUGUUUGCCUUGCAUUACGGCAUCAGUGACCAAGGCCGACUGCUCAGCGACAAGCGGGCGCGGGAGGUGGAAGCCGCCGCGUUUGCCCGCGCCACGACCUCAAACGUCGCCCAGCCUGAAGUCACGACGUUGUCCGUGCCGCCAGGCCUCGAACUGGACCCGAUCAUCCUAACCAACCUCACAAAUGUAUUUUUGAAACUCAAGCGACCGUGCGUGGCCGACGACGUCGAGUUCGAGCAGCUCUUGCGGCAGUUCUGGGGCGCGGUGUACCCCCCCAUGGACAUUUUGAACGAGGACAUCAAGUACGAGCGAGUGGGGGCAUCGUGGAGUCGGCUGGGCUUUCAACGGCCCGACCCCACGACGGAUUUCCGUGCGGGCGGCAUCUUGAGUUUGCACUGCCUCGUGUCAUUCGCUUCGAAAUACCCCACCGAGGUAAAACGCAUGACGUCGAGUCAAAUCCCCGGCUCCCACGAGCACACAUACCCGUGGGGUCCCGUGGCGAUCAACAUCACGUGCAUGAUGGCGUCUCGGCUGUGGGGGGCCGACGGCCAGCUGCACAAAGACAGGGAGAACCUCUGGCCAGUGUUUGCCAGCCCCGACGCGUUUUACGUCAUGUUUGCCGAAGGUACUCGUCUUAAUGGAGUGUCAACGACGCGAAUUAGUGUGAUGUGAAUGACACUAAUUGUUGUUUGUAGCGUUUCUGCUGUUUGAUUGCGCGUGGUACACCAUGAACGCGCAGUACAGUUCGUUUUCCGGGGUGAUGGAAGCUAUCACAAAUGACGUGAUGGUCGUGCUCAAGGACAACCAUGGAUCGCUCGAUGAAUUCCAGCGAUCCAUUCGAGCUCGAGCCGCUGCGCUGGAAACCAGUGCCACGCCUCAACCGCCUUCAACGACGACGACUGAACCGGCGGUCGAUUCGGCAGUGGUGACAGACAACUUGAUCACGUUCUCGCCGCCGUCGUCCCCACUUCCGUCCGGACCUCCCCCAAGCGAUAUUUUCAGUUUAUUGCAGUUCUCCCCCCCGAAACCGAUGCCAUUGGUGGACCCAUUUGCUGAAAUUAGGGAUCCAUUUGCAUCGCCCGCCCCAUUUCCAGGCACUAGUCCACUAGACGUGAUGGCCUUGCCGACGGAAACCCUUCCCCCACAACCCCCUUCGUAUCCUGCGAGCAAUGAUCCGUUUUCUCCUCGCAACAUGCACCAAGGCGGUCCGUUGGACUACACAGAUGACCCGUUCGCGGGUCUUUAACGUCGCAGUUGCAUAUAUAAAACAAAUUUGUUUGAUACAGUACUUCGUGUCAAAUAAUGUACUAUUAAUAGUACUCAUUUAUAUUGGAU
Messenger RNA from Aphanomyces astaci, 8920 nucleotides. RefSeq lists its product as hypothetical. The coding region runs from base 20 to 8257 and encodes 2745 amino acids. Gene Ontology annotation, molecular function: protein binding. The record is from RefSeq and is a predicted model, not a curated record. The transcript is spliced from 28 exons. Lineage: Eukaryota; Oomycota; Saprolegniomycetes; Saprolegniales; Verrucalvaceae.